Klebsormidium nitens is the source of this 867-nucleotide messenger RNA. The record is from the annotation of a GenBank genome assembly. NCBI's taxonomy places the organism in Eukaryota, Viridiplantae, Streptophyta, Klebsormidiophyceae, Klebsormidiales, Klebsormidiaceae.
AUGGAGCCUUACAUGCGGCACUGGGAGGUCACCGUGCGGCACGCCAAAGAUUGCGCGGACUUCCUUAUGGCCUCUCGUGACGCCCUCAAGGAGUGCUCCAGCGUAUUCCGGUACUUGGAACGAGAUUUCAAAGAUAGGCUUCUGAUGCACUUUUCGUCCGGGAGCGGUGGUGCGCCGUGGGUGGAGUUGGAAGCGGCCCUGCGCAGAUUCGCGGUGGCUUGCCCAACGGAGAGCCUGGUGGACCAUACCACGAGACUCUCCGAAGCUUUCGUGAAGCUCAAGGAGGGGCUGCUGGACGUUGAGGAUGCCUUUGGUCUCUACGUCGCGACCGGGCCGACGUCCGUCGAGGGCCACAGGAGGAGGUACCGAUAUCUGGUGGAGUUCAAGACCAGGCUCCUGGAGUUCAAGAACGAUAUGGAGGGCAGGCAUGCGGCCUUCUUGCGUGCCUUGAGCAAGCGGCGCCGGGAUCCACCCGCUGUUGGGGAGCGUGCGGGGAGCGCUUCAAUUGGAGCGCCGGCGAAAGAGUCCUCGGAGCACGCCGGAGAUUCUCGGCGGUACCAUGCCAAAAAGGGAUUCAUACCUUCCGAUCGCUACACGGAGCGCAGCAGGGCAGGGCGAGCGCGUCUAGGCGGGGAAGCGCAGACCGUGCUUCUCGGGAUAUGGAAGAGGAUCGGCAAGAAAAAAGGUGCUGCGACCGUCACGUGCCGCCAGCUGGCGGACGACCCCGUCGUGAAGAGUAUUUUCGUCAGGGGUCACCGUUGUGUGUUUAAUAGGCUGAAGGUGAAUGGGUUCAUCACGCCUACGAGAGGGUCUUGGUCGCUUACGCCGCUAGGAAGAGAGGUCUGCAGGCUUCGAUUCGACGAUUGA